Aspergillus fijiensis CBS 313.89 is the source of this 550-nucleotide messenger RNA. RefSeq names its product 60S ribosomal protein eL43. Gene Ontology annotation, biological process: translation. NCBI's taxonomy places the organism in Eukaryota, Fungi, Ascomycota, Eurotiomycetes, Eurotiales, Aspergillaceae. The record is from RefSeq and is a predicted model, not a curated record. Gene Ontology annotation, molecular function: structural constituent of ribosome. Bases 296 to 490 code for a protein of 64 amino acids. The transcript is spliced from 3 exons. Gene Ontology annotation, cellular component: ribosome.
UUUCGACUUACCGCACUGUAUCCAUCUUCGACCUCAACAGCCGGAUCCAGCCAAGAUGACGAAGCGCACUAAGAAGGUCGGCAUCACCGGUAAAUAUGGUACCAGGUAGGCAUUCGCGCCCUCCCACUCCGAACCCCUCAGCAAAAAUUUCGAAAAGCCUCGAUCGCGGCAACAACACGAACGAUGAUUAUCGAGCAACGGACACAUCGAAAUCCUUCACCCCCGUGACACGAUGGAAUAUUGACGAUGGCAUGAUAAUAGAUACGGUGCCUCCCUGCGUAAGCAGGUGAAGAAGAUGGAAGUGUCCCAGCACGCCCGUUACAUCUGCACCUUCUGCGGAAAGAACACCGUCAAGCGCCAGGCUGUUGGUAUCUGGGAGUGCAAGGGCUGCAAGAAGACCGUUGCCGGUGGUGCCUACACCGUCUCUACCCCCGCCGCCGCUGCCACCCGCUCCACCAUCCGCCGUCUCAGAGAAAUCGCGGAGGUCUAAAUGUUGGGAUUUCCUUUUCUUUACGUUUGAAAUAAAAAAAUGCCAAUUUAAGAUCUGGAA